Molecule: messenger RNA, 5861 nt
Organism: Pseudonaja textilis
Lineage: Eukaryota; Metazoa; Chordata; Lepidosauria; Squamata; Elapidae
Gene: WDTC1
Product: WD and tetratricopeptide repeats 1
Biological process (GO): negative regulation of fatty acid biosynthetic process
Cellular component (GO): cytoplasm; Cul4-RING E3 ubiquitin ligase complex
Molecular function (GO): protein binding
Source: RefSeq, a predicted model, not a curated record
GCGGCGUUGGGGGCUUUGGUUGAGCCCGAGACAGCUGGAAAGGAUAAACAGAGGAGGGGGCCGCCGAGGUCUCAGGUCCCAGCCGGGCCGGGCGGUGCUGCGCAGCCUGGCGAGCGGCUCAGGCGGCCUUCCAGCCACUCUCUCACCUCCUGGAGGGGCCCCUGCCCUGGCACAGGGGUCAGGCCGCCCCCUGCAUGGAAGUUCGGGGGCUUCGUCCACUGGCUGCUGCGGCUGCUGAGCCUGCCUUGAGGAGGCCUGACAGGUAAUUUCAAUGCCUUCUCAAUGGACACGAACGCUGCUGGAAUGCUUGGAUUCACAGCAACACCAUCACUAACUUGCUUUCGUAGGCCCUAUUGUGAAAAGAUGGCAAAAGCAAAUAUUAUUAGAGACCUCAUUAGCAGGCAGCUCAAGGAAAAGGGUGCCCUCAGUUUUGAGCGACACUAUCAUGUUACUGACCCAUUCAUUCAGCGUCUGGGCUUGGAAGCAGAGUUGCAAGGUCAUGCUGGCUGUGUCAACUGCCUUGAAUGGAAUGAAAAGGGAAACCUGCUGGCCUCUGGCUCUGAUGACCAGCACACCAUUGUGUGGGAUCCUCUGCACCAUAAGAAACUCCUUUCCAUGCACACGGGGCAUACGGCAAACAUAUUCUCUGUCAAGUUCUUGCCACAUGCAGAGGACCGGAUACUUAUUACCGGGGCCGCGGAUUCCAAAGUGCACGUCCACGACUUGACUGUCAAAGAAACGAUCCAUAUGUUUGGGGAUCACAAAAACAGAGUCAAGCGUAUUGCCACAGCUCCGAUGUGGCCCAACACCUUCUGGAGCGCAGCAGAAGAUGGGCUAAUCAGACAGUAUGACUUACGAGAGAAUAGCAAACACUCAGAAGUUCUGAUAGACCUGACUGAAUACUGUGGGCAGCUUGUGGAGGCAAAGUGUCUCACAGUCAAUCCCCAGGAUAAUAACUAUCUCGCUGUGGGAGCCAGUGGGCCCUUUGUCCGGAUUUACGACAUUCGCAUGAUCCACAACCACAGGAAAACCAUGAAACAGAACCCUGCAGCUGGCGUCCAUACAUUCUGUGAUCGACAGAAACCCCUCCCAGAUGGCGCUGCUCAAUACUAUGUAGCAGGGCAUCUUCCAGUGAAAUUACCUGACUACAAUAACCGGCUGAGAGUUUUGGUAGCUACUUAUGUCACUUUCAGCCCAGAUGGUACAGAGCUCUUGGUCAACAUGGGAGGAGAGCAGGUUUACUUAUUCGACCUGACGUAUAAGCAGCGGCCAUACACUUUUCUCCUGCCAAAAAAAUGCCAUACUUCAGGGGAGGUGCAGAAUGGGAAAACGUCGGCCAAUGGCGUGUCAAAUGGCAUCCAUCUCCACAGCAAUGGGUUCCGGCUGUCUGAGGGGCGAGCCCAUGUCAGCCCACAGGUAGAGCUACCUCCCUAUCUCGAGAAGAUUAAGCUGCAGGCCAAUGAGGCUUUUGCUUGCCAGCAGUGGACUCAAGCCAUCCAGCUCUACAGCAGAGCUGUCCAGAAAGCCCCCAACAAUGCCAUGCUCUAUGGGAACCGAGCAGCGGCUUACAUGAAGCGCAAGUGGGAUGGAGAUCACUAUGAUGCGCUCCGAGACUGCCUAAGGGCCAUCUCCCUGAAUCCUUGCCACUUGAAGGCUCACUUCCGCCUGGCCCGCUGCCUCUUUGAGCUGAAGUAUGUAGCAGAAGCCCUGGAGUGUCUGGAUGAUUUCAAAGGAAAAUUUCCCGAGCAAGCCCACAGCAGCGCUUGCGAUGCCUUGGACCGGGACAUCAAUGCUGCCCUUUUCUCCAAAAGUGAUAAUGGGGAAGACAAGAAAGGGAGUGGCCCCAUCUGGCUGCGAGCAACUGGCCGCAAGGAUUCCAUAUCAGAGGACGAAAUGGUGCUGAGGGAGCGUAGCUAUGACUACAAGUUCAGAUACUGCGGCCACUGCAACACCACCACGGAUAUCAAAGAGGCCAACUUCUUCGGCAGCAAUGCUCAGUACAUCAUCAGUGGCUCCGACGAUGGUUCCUUCUUUAUCUGGGAGAAAGAAACAACUAACUUGGUGCGAGUGCUGCAGGGAGAUGAGUCGAUUGUGAACUGCCUCCAGCCCCACCCGAGCUACUGCUUCCUGGCCACCAGCGGCAUCGAUCCAGUGGUACGGCUUUGGAAUCCCAGGCCAGAAAGCGAAGCACUAAACGGGCGAGUGGUCGAAGAUAUGGAAGGCGCUUCCCAAGCCAACCAGAGGCGGAUGAAUGCGGAUCCCUUGGAGGUGAUGUUGAUGAACAUGGGCUACCGGAUCACAGGAAUGACUGGUGGUGGGUCUGGAGGCUCGGAUGACGAAGACAGCUCUGAGAAUCAGGUCCACUGCCGGACCAGCUAAAGCUGAAUGGCCUCUCCUUCCUUAUUUUUUGGGGAUUUUUUUUUGUUUUGUUUUUGUUUUGUUUGAAGGGAAAUCUAGUUUGCUCCAUUUGAACUUGGAAGGACUGCACUGUUUCACACUAUGCACAGAAUGGGAUAUGCCAGCGAGGGCAGAAGUGACUGGGUUUUUGACUGCUGCUACGAUUUCUUCCUUUCCCUGUUCUACUAUUAAGCAGCAUGGUAAUGUGGCCUGUUGAGUUUUGCCCUCCCAGCAGAAACUGGGAUUCCUUUUCCACAUUGUCUGUGAGCAGUGUACAACUGGUAACCUGUCCCUUCAUCCAGUGUGGCUGGAUGGUGGGAAGCAUUGCCUACAUGAGUGUGUUUUGCAGAGAGGUUGUGUGAAAGCUCAAUAAAAUGUAAACUAGGGCAGGGAUUAUGGAAUAAUGUUCAAUGCUGCGAUCUCUGUCUCCGAAACUCAGCUUGCCCGCCAUGCCACGAGUUUGUAAUUCAACCCCCACACUACAGCUGGUGAACAUGUACACGCAUCGAAAACACGACCACGCGAAGGUCGCUUAAUACAUGGGCUCCCUCAGUGAACAUGGUUAGGAAAGUACAGAAAGUUGGCAUUGGGCAGAGAGCCUCACUCUGGUUGGUACCUCAUACUUCCCAUCUGUCUGCAUAUAGAAGAAACCAAGAGAAGACUUGUGGGAAGCUACAACACGAAGCUUGGCAUCUUAUAUAAUGUGAGCAAGUAAAAUUAUCUGAUGUGGUUGCUUUUGGAAAACAUAUUUUCCCUUUCUCCUAAUUAACUAAGUUCCCAUCUCUCGGUGGGUAAGGAGUGGAGCGUUUUCUGGAAGAAGAAAAAUGUCCUUGCCAGUGAAGACCAACCUUCAACAAAGCUAUACAGUACCAAUAGGAUAAUGAACUGGUCAAAAAUUUGGGAUAAAGCUGCCUCUUUCCUUAUUGCUGCUGUGACCUCUACUGCACAAUUCUUUUUAUUCUUUUCUUUGUCAUUAAAUCUUAAAAGAAUCUAUAGGAGCUUCCUUUCUCAUCUAUUUCCUGAUUCUUUUCAUGUUGUAGCCUUCUUUCCUUUGAGUGAAUGUGGGAAAGAUGUAUGGCAAAGGCGCACAUCUUAACCAAAUCUUUUGGGAGGAACUGUAUGUCGGGUGGGACUUUCAUCUUUAGGAAAAUUAGCCCUUAACACGUUAUGUCAUUAAGGGUUUUUCUAGAACAGAGAAUGACAUCAGUACUGCUGCUUACACAACUUGGGAUGCAUUGGUGAUGGGGCAAGUGAGAUCAUUCCUGCUUUCGGUGGCUUAAUUCAGUUGGAACUGAAAGCAAACCAAGGUAGUAUUGUGUUUACAUCUACUGAUUCGUAAUGGAGUUAAGAAAUCACAGCAGAUUUUCUCCCCAAAUAUCUUGGUUAACAAUCAUAGUUAGCAUGAUGAUGUGUAUGCUAGAAAUCUGAAAGUGUGACUGAAGUCGCCAUCCCCGUCAGUAAUGUCCAUAACGAACUAUGAUUGUGCAAAUGAUUAGUACAUCAGGAUGCCUGGUGUAGGUAUGUAAGUGACAUCAUUUGUAUACCUGUCUGUAGUUCCACAAAACAUUUUCCCUUGGUCUCUUUCUGCUUGCUUAUUCUGGCCAAAGAAUACCCUGCAGUAUACAUUUAGCAGUGGUCUUUCUAACCCAAGAAAAUCAGUAUAGACCAGGGUUGUUUUUUUUAAAUUUGGCAACUUUAAGAUGUAUGCAUUUAAAUUUCUAGAAUUCCCUAGCAAUUCUGAGAGUUGAAGUCCAUGCAUCAUAAAAGUUGGCAAGUUUGAACAACACUGCCCUAGAUUAUCUCUUCCCAUUAUAGUGUUUUCGGCAUCCUUUCAAUUCCCAUUUGGUUACUCUCAAUUCUUUUGUUAAUCUGGAAGGGGAGGAAUCCAUUCACACCUUAGGAAACCUGAGGUUUUUUUCCUCUUCCCAAAUACCUGCUAGUGCCAACCACAGUCAUACUGGCUCAUUCAAUCACCUUGCAUUGGUAAAGCAUUUUCUCCAGCCUACAAGGUGUAGGGAUAAGAAAGCUGUGAUUUCCAGCCGUUGAUGUAAUUCCCAUGAUCCCCCAUAAUGGCUGUGCUAGUUUAAUCUCUGCUGCGAAUUGGAAUUCAGCAAUAAUUAGAGGGCUACCAAUAGCUUCUCCCCACCCCUUGUAGAGAAUAAGACACUAGGUUGGAUUGAUCUUUUCCUGACCUAGAAAAAUGCUGGGGGUGGAAAGUUAUAAAACCAAUUGCCAUUGUUCAUGGAACAAAACUACUGUGCUCCUUUCCUGCUCAGUGGUUUUUAGAUGUAUGAAAUAUUCAAAGCAGCAAGAAGAAUGAAUUUUAUGUGUAACUGGGUUCUUCAGAACUAAUUUAUUUUUCUAUAUUUUGAAGACAAGUGUUUUACGUACAGGUUGUAGAGAGAAGUACUGGGGUGCACAAGCCCCCACUUAACACCUGCCUUAUUUGAACAAGUCUUGAUAGCCUGAAAUUUCUCUAUCCAAUGCUUCCCUUUGAUUUGGGUUACACCCGUGUUAAAAAAAUGUGUACAUCUGCCUUCGUGGCCCUGCUGUAGCCAUAUUCAUAAAAGUGAUACCCUGGUAAAAGUGUUAGUUCACAGAACAGCCACCAGAACAAAGGAAGUCACAAAUGGUUAAGAAGACAUUUACAGCAAUAGAGUGGCAUAUUGCAAAACACUGACCUCUUCAUUGUGUUUCCACAAUGCCUGUAGGCUCCCUACAGUUUUCACUACAGUACUUUUUUAGGUUCCUGCGACAUUGCUGCGAAUAAAAAGGAUGCUGAAGUCUGGUAUUUUGCUUUGCAGCCUGCUUGCUUCCUUUUUAUUAUUUUGAAUUAAAAGAAACUUUAAUUAGAUGGAAGGUUACAUCACACAUUGUCUACUUUGUUCUAGUGAAAAGAAUCAACGUUUGCUUCACUGUGUAGCUUUUGAUAUUAAAGCACCAAGUUCUGUUUGUUUUAACUGGUGGCUCCUUGGCAGAAAGAGUGGACUAAAAACAGUUCCAUAUAUUAGAAUGCUUCAUUCCCCAUAUUCCAGAAUGCUUUUCAUUCAUUCUAUUUCUGAAAAAAAGGAUCAUUAUAUAGAACUGAGGGUAGAAAAUUCUCAAAGAGGAACGGUUAUGGUUAGAUUUGGGCAUGUGUCCCAUUACUGAGUAUGGGAGAGAACUACUUUUACCUUUUGGCUAAUUACUACUUUUUUAAAAAGCCAAAACAAAGCUAUUUUUAUAAUUAGUAGUGAAAUCGCUCCAGUAUAUAAUAGUUAUAAAGAAAAGUCUUAAUUUGGGUUGCUGGUGAAAUGGUUGCUUUAUAUAACUUUUCAGGCAUUCCAAGUAAGAUUUUAUUCCUGAAACACUGUUCGCAACCAGCCUUAGUCUUCUGUUUAGAUGUUGUUAUUCAGAGUGGCAUGUUUCUGUUUUCUGGUUUCUGGAAGAGAAAGGAUUAAGCAAUUAAACAUUACUUUGUUCUA